UGUUUGUUUUGGACCGGAAGUGGUAAGCAGCAAUCGUGGAGUAAAAAUACUCUUGAAAACACAGAGAGAAGUCAAAAAGAGAGCAUAAAUGGAUACUGAAAUGGAGCAGAGUUCGAUAAAAGUGGAGCGUAUAUACUGUCUCUGGAACUGAGCUAGUUCAAGAGCAUGUCUACUAUUGUGCCUCACGUGCACCAGAAAGUUGGCUUCACCUGACAGGCUGACACUGUUAAUAAUGUACACAACUAAGAAUUUUCCUAUCAACCAACUGCCCUCUGUCAAAUUAUUUCUUUUGGUUUUUCCAAUUUACCAACCCCCUAAUGGUUCAGUUCUCAGAAACAAAAGAAGACCAGUCAAAGUCUAAAUCACUUGCUAGUUACCCCUACUUUGGUUCUCUUUCAGUAGUUUAAUACAGUAGGUGGAUAGUAUAUAAGACAAGUAUAUACUCUAAUUAUGACGUUAAUUCAAUUGGUUUAUUCAAUUUAAUGCAAUGACCUAUGUCUGUCUCUACUGUUAAGUUACCUCAGCAUGGUUGGCUAAUAAAUACACGCUCGUUUGGGGCAUAUACCCAAAAAUGUCACUUACUCGUAGACACAUAUAAAAAGAGUGUGCUAGUGGGUUUUUGCAGAUAAAAGAAAUUAACAUGACAAGUCUUUUGCCCAAUAAAAAGUUGCAAUCCUUUGGGAGUUGCCUCUAUUUCUAACUUAUUCUGCUCAAUGCUGUGAUAAAAAAAACUGUCUUUUUUGUUGCAUCUCUACACUAAAAUGGCUAACAACAAUGUGUAUUAUCACAAUGCUAGCAGUGCUCAUUUUUCUUUGACUGAUCCUGACCCUGAACCUGAUGAUAUUUCUGUUUUUCUUCGUCAUAUUCUCCGUCCUUCAUCUUCGUCUUCAUCUAAUUUUAUGGCAUUGAAGGGUAAUGAAAUGCAAUAUUCCUCAUCACUACCUCAAUUUAUGCCUAAAAAUCAACAUGCUAUGGGUAUAUCAAAUGGCGAGUUGUCUUCCAUGCUGAAUUCGUAUGGGGCUUAUAAUAUGCCUGCAAGUGCAACAAAUGUUUCUUCUUCAUCUGUUGGGACCAUGGACAACGACCCAGAUGAGUAUGAGUAUGAAUGUGAAAGUGAUGAGGGGGGUACAGAGGACUUUGGGGUGGAAGCUUCAGCACAACCACCACCAUCUCGCAACUCUUCCAAGAGAAGCAGAGCAGCUGAAGUGCACAAUAUGUCUGAAAAGAGGAGAAGAAGCAGGAUUAAUGAAAAGAUGAAAGCAUUGCAAAAACUUAUUCCAAAUUCAAACAAGACCGACAAGGCCUCAAUGCUUGAUGAAGCCAUUGAGUACCUCAAGCAGCUUCAGCUCCAAGUACAGAUGUUGACAAUGAGAAAUGGCAUGUAUCCUCUGGGCCUACCACGAGUGCUACAACAAAAUCAACUCUCCCUGCAAAAAAUGGGAUUGUGCAAGGGGAGUGGAUUCACAAAUGCUAAAGUGGCUGGGAAUUUCCAAGUAAACCAAGAUGCGUCGUUAAAUGCCAUUUUCAGUUCAGCUGAAAAGUAUAAAGAUACUAAGCUAACACCUGUGGCAACUAUGUCAAAUGUAAACCAUUCAGAAAAUGCUUUUGAGCCAGAGUCAUCGAUGAAUAUUCACGUUGAUCCUUUCCACCUCUUAAGAUCUACCAGCAAGGAAAUUUGGAGGGAAGAUUGCUUACCUCUAUAUGGAAUGAAUGAACGAACGUCCGAAUCUGCAUCAAUUGGAGCAAAUGUGGCAUUCCCAGUUCUCUUUGAUACUGAUGAAUCUAACCUGAAGAGAAACACUCUAGAGUCCUGCUUGCUUCAAUAUCAGUUUGGUGCUGGGAACGAGACCAAUAUGGAUUGCGAUCAACUUCUUGCCCCACUAUUGUAUAGUUCUAUUGUCAGUCACGUCGGAAGAAGUACAUCUGUUGACAUUAUCAAAAGCGAAAGCAGCAACUUCUGACAUUUUAGCCUGCAUCAUCCUGCUGGAUUUUGUUGAAGAAAUGUCAUCCAUCUUGCUGCUUACUGGCAUAGGAUAUUGUUUAAUGUAAGCUAUCUUAUGGGUUCAAAAGCCAUUGUAUUGACUGAAUCGCAUCUGACUUCUUGUAAGAUCAUUAUGCGGAGAAGUUGGAAUAUAAAUGUAAAGAUUGGACUAUUUUCAAUCUUUUUAAGAAACAAGAGUAGUACUACUAGGCAUAGAAUAUGCUUCUUGAAUACUCAUAUUCGUCCUACUAAUCUGAAGCUGGUAUGACAUGCUUCCAGGGGCGGAUUUAUAGUAAUUUAUUUAUAGAUAUUUAGUAGAUUUCUUCAUAUGUACACAAGAACCGGUAAAGUUAAUGGGUUCACGUGAGCCUGUAACCAACACUCAAGAUCCA
Messenger RNA from Lycium barbarum (goji berry), 2373 nucleotides. RefSeq names its product transcription factor SPATULA. The coding region runs from base 762 to 1961 and encodes 399 amino acids. The record is from RefSeq and is a predicted model, not a curated record. Gene Ontology annotation, cellular component: nucleus. Lineage: Eukaryota; Viridiplantae; Streptophyta; Magnoliopsida; Solanales; Solanaceae. Gene Ontology annotation, molecular function: protein dimerization activity. The transcript is spliced from 8 exons.